Molecule: messenger RNA, 1591 nt
Organism: Sitophilus oryzae (rice weevil)
Lineage: Eukaryota; Metazoa; Arthropoda; Insecta; Coleoptera; Curculionidae
Product: leucine-rich repeat-containing protein 15-like
Exons: 2
Coding region: 80-1471 (463 amino acids)
Molecular function (GO): protein binding
Source: RefSeq, a predicted model, not a curated record
GCAAUUUUUGUUUCGAAAAAACGGACAAUGCAAGCAUGUAAACACACCCCUAAGUAACUCCGAGCCACCGCAUCUAACGAUGGCAAAAUGGCUCCCUCCGAUGGUACUUAUCAUACUUGUUCCAACCACAAACCUGGAGAACGACGACGGUUCCUGUAGACGGCAUUUGAGCGUGCUGAACUGGCCGCAGAUCACCUGCACCAACGUCGACAAUAGUUUUUUUCAGCAUUUCGUCGCCUCGCCAAACAGAACCCAUUGGAUCAAGUGUACCAACUGUUCUUUGAACGUAAUAGAUGAACGAACUUUUAAUUUCCUGAAAAACAACGUCAGCUAUGUAGAGUUGCAAGCAUCUAGGAUAAGAACGCUAAAAAGACUAGCUUUUAAUAAGCUUUUUUUGUUAAAAUAUUUGAAUCUGAGAAAAAACGAUAUUGAUUAUUUAGAACCGAAAUGCUUCACGGGCAUCAAAAGAUUACUGCAUUUAGAUUUGAGUUUCAAUUUUCUGAAAAUUCUAACAAAUAAUAUAUUUUCCGAUAUGAGUAACUUGGACAUUCUUAAUUUAAAUUAUAAUCAAUUAUUUUAUAUUCAGCCUUACGCUUUUGCCGGCCUGGUGAACUUAAAAUACCUGUAUAUUAAUCACAAUGACUUAAAGAAACUUGAAGACAAGAUGUUUAGAUACCUUCCCAACUUAAAAAUACUUUACUUAGAACAUAACAGUAUUGUAGAAAUUCACCAAAAUGCAUUUUUCAACUUAAAAAAUCUCAAUUUUUUGUAUCUCAAUAAUAAUAGUAUUAAUUUUUUAGUGCAGUACAAUUUUAAGCCAUUGACUAGUCUGAUAGAUUUACAAUUAAGGUUGAAUAACUUGACGGAGAUUCAAGUGAGUUCCUUCAACGGUCUUAGCAACUUAAGAACUCUCCAUUUGAGUAAUAAUAAUAUUAGUAUAGUUAAGCCUUACGGUUUUGUCGGUUUGGAUUCCUUGAAAGUAUUAGAUUUAGUGAGAAACAAGUUUGUGUUGAUAGAUUUUAGUUAUUUUGACAAAAUGGAAAACUUAGAAGUGUUGUGGUUGAAUAACAAUUCGAUAUCGACUUUUGAGAUUAGUUAUAAAUCGGAAGUACAAAAUUCUUUGGUUAUAUUAGAUUUAAGCUUUAAUAAUCUGUCGAUGUUUAAUUACAAAUUAUUGUAUAGUAAAAUGCCAAAUAUAAAAGAAGUUGUUCUUGAAAAAAACUCUAUGAACUGUGAUUUUUUUACCAAUAUGUAUAAUUUUUUACAAGACAAAAACGUCACGCUGUGUGUAUCGUCGCAUUGUAACUUUAACGAAACCGUAGUGUAUAUAGAUGAUAUAUGUUCCGAAGUGUAUGUUACAUCUACAGAUCACGUAUAUAAUUCCACUGAUUUUUCUACUGACUGUUCCACGAAUUUCUUUGGUAGCACCGUUUUUAUGUUCAUUGCUUUAUCUCUAGCUUUAUUUUGUUGAACUUUGGAAAUUUUAGCUGUGUUUAAUUUAUUUCUACCUCAUUAUUUAUUACAGUUGUUUUAUAUUUUUUUGUUGAAUUGCUUUAAUAAAUUAUAAGAAAGUUACUGUCAUUUCUUUAAC